UAGUGACUGCACACCGCCUGGUGGCGUCAGUCAUCAACAUUCACCUCGCAGCAAGACGUCGAACAUUAACUUAAAAACUAAAAACAAAGCGUGCAGUGGAUGUUCAGAAGACUGUGACAUGGAGGUCAAAGAUAGAACCAGAUUCAACUGUAGAAGAGUUGCGGCGUGUUUACAAAAACGGCCGAGUGGUCUAAACUGGCAGCCUGACCUUUGUGAGGACAAGGCUGACGCAGCAUCAAGUGAAGGUCUCUUUAAGGAUGACUAUAGCAAGUCCGACCCGUUGGCCUUUAAGGUUGAUUGUUCACCGUUUAUCUCCAAACUUCAAAAUGCAGCUGAUGAUUGCAGAGAUGACAAGGAGAACGGGAAGUUGUAUGAAGAGGUCGAUGCUGCUGCUUAUGAUGCCUCUGGUGAAAGCACAUUGGUCGAAGAGGAGGAAGAGAUUCUCUUGGAUCAGGCCAAAGAACCAGAAGAAGCAGAAGAUGAAGCUCCAGUUUGGCUUAGGGACUGGCACAAAGAUCACAUGGCAGCCAUCAGCAGUGAUACCUUCGACAGCCUCCUGAAGGAGUUUCCCGAUUUCCAAGACUGUAAGAGUGACAUGGCAGCAUUCGUCCUGAUUACAAAAAUGUCCAACCCAGCUGGUCCGCCAUUUGAUUCCUAUGAAGUUGUAGCUGUGGGUGCUGGCGGUUUCAGUGGCACCAAGUGGCUCUGCUACGACGGGACAAUGCUUUUUGACUGUCACGCCAUUGUCAUCGCCAGACGAGCUCUCCAGAGGUUUCUCUACAAGCAUCUGCUGCUUUUCUUCGAUGCAGAUCCGAAGACUAGUGAGAUAAGUAUUUUCCAAAGAAGCGACGAGAGCCACCUGCUUCAGCUCAAACCCAACAUCAGUCUGCACCUCUACACCAACCAGUGUCCUGAAGGAGCAGUGAAAAACAUCUACUCUGAAGAUGGCUGCAGCUGGACCCCCAUGAAUCUGAAGUAUCAUUACAUGGGGCAGCUGGUUUCGUCCGCCUACUUGCACCCGAACCAGUGGGCCGCCAAAAUAUGCUGCAUGUCAGGAAGUGACAAGAUGUGUCUCUGGACUGUGAUUGGACUGCAGGGCUCUUCACUCACCCAUUUCAUCCACCCUGUCUACAUCACGAGCUGGGUCCUUGGAUGUGAAGGACAAAGCAGCAUCAUAUCGGACCUUAUCAACAAGCGUGUGGGUGACGACUGGGAGAGCCUUCUUCCAGUGCCAUAUCAGAAACAAAACAUAGUGUUUCUAUCUGGACGCCCAGUCGGGCCAGCAAAGCCCUCCAUCCAACCUCCCAUCAGCAUCAACUGGUGCCAUGGAGACGAAGACGUGGAGCUGGUGGACAGCAACACCGGGUUGGUUGUGGAAGACUCUCGGUCUGAGGGCAGCACCGGCGGCUCAAGCCGCCUCUGCAAAGGUGCCUUCUACUGUUAUUUCCGUAAAGUCGCCCAGCUGGCUGGACAUCAACAUUUGCAGGCUCUUGCCACAUAUCGCUGCGUCAAGAUGGACGCGUUUGUCUACCAGACGGUGAAAGCAGUGGUCAAGGACCAUCUAAUGAGCCACCACGAGGGCCCCUGGCAAUCCAAAUACAUUGUGGAUUGCUUUAGUGCUUGAAGGGUCUAGAAUUCUCCACUUCUGAGUUCAUUGUUCCCUGUAUUGUCCUAUACAUAAGGUUUCACAGUUUUCAAUGUCUGUCUUUUUCUGCACUGAUUCGCAGUUCUUUGAUGGCGACGACUUUUUGGGUGUUAAUUUAAGUUCAGAUUAUUUGAGAAGGGUUCAUUUUACAAUUAAAGUUUUGUUCUCAUAUAGCAUACAUUUAAAAAGAAACAUCUAGUUUUGUCUGCUUUUCUUAUAUUGAAAGUAAAUAUUGUCACCAAAUCAGCUCGUGAAUAAUUCUUGUUAUCUUGCUAGUAUUGAAAAAAAAAAAAAAAAUUUUUCAUGCUCAUGACUUUGUGGUGCAUAUUUUUGGCUUUAUUAUUUUCUUUAUUAUCAUGACCUUAAUAUCCAUACCCAAAUACAGUAUAACUGAUCAGUGAUUUUACUGUACAAAUGACCGAUUCAAAGACUGAUUCAGGCAAAUAAAGAAGUCACAAGGGAGGAAAGUGGAGGAUGGGACUGUCUCGACUGAGAGCGAUCUGUGUGGUGCUAAUCAUAUCAAGUCAGAACUGUGCUCCUCUGGCUUCAGAUGGACUUGCGUCAUCUCAAAUUGAACAUUAUUUCCAGAGAAACUCCACUUCCAGGGUUCGGUGUCGCCAUGGUUCCACUCAGCAGUUGCUUGGCAACCAGCUCCUCCUUGGCACUGAUGAAAGUACUCGUGUGAACAAGGGGUUCCUCCGUCCAGCCGUUGUGUUCGUGGCUCUCUGGAGAGAAACCGAUCCUGCGCUGGAAGGCCGCCUCUGCGCACGAGGAGGAGUCUCCCGGAAAGGAGCCGUGGGAGGCCGAGGUGCUGUCCGUGGAGCUGGACUUGACAGAGUGAACAGAUGGCGUUGACUGUCUUGGAACCGUGGGCCUGUGUUUUGCGACAGCUCCAACUGAUCCAGUGUGGCUCCACUCUAGAGUUGCUAUGGAGAUGGAGCCGUUGUCAUAAGGCAUCAUGAGGAGGGUUCUUAUCUGCGCUUCCAUUUCCUCCGUGUGAGCGUGUGACAUCAUCACCUGGACCUGGAACACACAGCUUUCCCUGCUGACCAUGAGAGGACGCUGAUCAUCUCCGGAAAUGAAGCACGACCAACAGACGACUGCUGCUGUUCAGUCGAUCCAGAGCUCCAGCAUUUCGUCGUCCUGCAGCUGGUGGCCCUUCCCGCGGCUGACCUCGCCCUUCAGAGUGUACUCGUAAAAACGCCCGCUCACGUUCACCAGCAGGGUGGCAGGACUGGCGUUGACAGCGCAGCUCAAGACCACGUCGGACAUGCUGGCAGGUAUGUGAACGCCAAAGCGCAGGAUG
This is a messenger RNA of Synchiropus splendidus (mandarinfish), 2951 nucleotides long. RefSeq names its product adenosine deaminase domain containing 2 (gene adad2). The transcript has 16 exons. Gene Ontology annotation, cellular component: cytoplasm; nucleolus. The record is from RefSeq and is a predicted model, not a curated record. Gene Ontology annotation, biological process: RNA processing; adenosine to inosine editing. NCBI's taxonomy places the organism in Eukaryota, Metazoa, Chordata, Actinopteri, Syngnathiformes, Callionymidae. Bases 119 to 1624 code for a protein of 501 amino acids. Gene Ontology annotation, molecular function: double-stranded RNA adenosine deaminase activity; double-stranded RNA binding; tRNA-specific adenosine deaminase activity.